Messenger RNA from Hyaloscypha bicolor E, 1104 nucleotides. Its product is annotated as nucleoside hydrolase. Gene Ontology annotation, biological process: purine nucleoside catabolic process. NCBI's taxonomy places the organism in Eukaryota, Fungi, Ascomycota, Leotiomycetes, Helotiales, Hyaloscyphaceae. The transcript is spliced from 3 exons. The record is from RefSeq and is a predicted model, not a curated record. Gene Ontology annotation, cellular component: cytosol. Gene Ontology annotation, molecular function: purine nucleosidase activity. Bases 1 to 1104 code for a protein of 367 amino acids.
AUGGUUGUAGAAACGAAAAUCCCAGUCUGGUUGGACUGUGACCCGGGACACGAUGACGCCUUCGCUAUCCUCCUCGCAGCUUAUCACCCCUCCUUAUCCCUCCUCGGAAUUUCCACCGUCCACGGGAACUCCUCCCUCCCCCACACAACCUACAACGCAACCUCGAUCCUCACCGCAAUCGGCCGUCCACAAAUACCCGUCUACCCCGGUGCCUCAUCUGGUCUCACACGCCCGGCCGUUCAUGCAGAUGCAAUCCACGGGGAGUCGGGCCUCGACGGGACCUCUCUCCUUCCCAUCCCCGCUGUUCCCCAUGUCGACGAGCCAGCCGUCCAAGCUAUGGCUGCUGCUCUCCUCGCAACUCCAAAGGAUACCGCAUGGAUAAUAGCAACUGGUGCUUUGACGAACAUUGCCCACCUUCUCACGAGCUAUCCCGACGCAGCGGGGCAUAUCAAAGGUCUUUCGAUCAUGGGAGGGGCGGUUGGCGAUGGCUUUACCACAGCACCACUUGGGACAGUUGACGCGAAAGAGAGGAUAGGAAAUUGGUCUCAGUGGGCUGAAUUCAAUAUCCUCGUUGAUCCUGAGGCUGCUGAUUUUCUCUUCCAACAUCCAGCUCUGAACAAGAAGACGACUCUCAUUCCGUUAGAUGUCACGCAUCUUGUUCUGGCGACGAAGGAUGUUCAGUCACUUUUGUUGAAUGGGAAGGAUGGGAAGGCAAAAACGACUUUGAGGGUUAUGCUAGUUGAAUUGCUCUUAUUCUUUGCGAAGACUUAUGCAGAGGUAUUCGGUAUCACGGAGGGCCCGCCACUGCAUGAUCCGUUGGCGGUGGCUGUUGUGUUGGACGGAAUAGUUGAUGCUGAGAUUCCGUUUUAUGACUUCAAGGAAAUGGGCAAGAGGGAGAGGUAUGCGGUGCAUGUUGUUACCGAGGGAUCGCACGAGGAUGCACAAGCUGGUGCCGAGACGGGGAGAACGAUUGUGAAGUUGUUACCCGAAGGAGAAGAAGGCGUGAAGAUCCCAAGGGGUUUAGAUUUCGGCAGGUUUUGGAGUGUACUCGAGGAUUCCUUAGAGACGGCUGAUAAGCUCAUUAAGGCUAAGGGGGGUUUAUAA